AUGUUCAUUGAUGCAAUGUUCAUUGAUGCAGUAAGUGCAACAGACGACGUUUUCGGCUUAGCGCAGGACAAACGAGGUCGAGGCCCACUUCACUAUGCUGCAUCCAAAGCCAGCGUUGAAAGUGUCAGACUAAUCCUAGACUCUCCAACGCUCGGGUUGCCAGUAGAUGCAAAAGAUUCAUGUGGAUUGACACCACUAAUGUGUGCUGUAGGUGUUCCUUUUGCCCAAGGAGUUGAUGUAUGCAGGUUGCUUGCACGUCGUAAAGAAAUGUCGAUUACCGCAAGAAACCGCGAUGGACUAUCAGCAAUCCAUCUUGCAGCCAUCGCUAAUAAUCUUCCUGUACUAAAACUAUUUGCGGAAGAGAUGGGUAAAAACGUUGAGGUAUUUGAUAACGAAAAUCGUACCCCACUUCAUUACGCUGCCGAGCAAGGCCAUUACGAGAUUGUAUUUGAUAACGAAAAUCGUACCCCACUUCAUUACGCUGCCGAGCAAGGUCAUUACGAGAUUGUGCAAUUGCUACUAGCUUGUGGAGCCAGAAGCACGACUAGUGAUAAGUACGAUGCCAGUCCAGCUCACUAUGCCGCACAGUUCAGUGUCAGUUGUCUUGAUUUGAUAUUAGCAAAGAACAACUACGUGGAUAACCAUGGUUUUACUGCUUUGCAUUUGGCCGCCAUGGUUGGCAACGAGAACAUCUGCAAGGUGCUAGUAAGACAGGGAUGGAACCUCUCUGAACGCGACAAACUCGACAACACUCCGCUGCAUCUCGCGGCCGGACGCGGUCAUACAGACGUCGUACGAUUCUUGGUUACUGCUGGUGCUAAUAUGAACGAAAAGGAUGCUAUGGACAGAACACCAGUCUAUUGGGCAUGCUUUGGUGGUCAGGCACAUACACUCUACUGCAUGAUUAAAGAGCUAGGUUUCGAGUGGAGAACCGUCGAUAAGUAA
Strongylus vulgaris is the source of this 945-nucleotide messenger RNA. NCBI's taxonomy places the organism in Eukaryota, Metazoa, Nematoda, Chromadorea, Rhabditida, Strongylidae. The record is from the annotation of a GenBank genome assembly.